Cyphellophora europaea CBS 101466 is the source of this 663-nucleotide messenger RNA. RefSeq lists its product as uncharacterized. The transcript has a single exon. Lineage: Eukaryota; Fungi; Ascomycota; Eurotiomycetes; Chaetothyriales; Cyphellophoraceae. The record is from RefSeq and is a predicted model, not a curated record. Bases 1 to 663 code for a protein of 220 amino acids.
AUGUCGCACACCUUCACCAACGUCAUCCCGCCAACUCCGCAGGACAUCGCGCCUGCAACAUUUGACUUCAAUACACUGCCUCGCGCAGGAUCUGCCGCGCAUCACCUGUCCACGUCGCCCGCAUUCUCACGUCAGAGUAGCCACAACAGCAGUCUUUCUUCGCUAUCGCGCUCGCCCAGCCCCGGGAUCUACUCAAUAUCAGCAAACGGAUCGGCUGGCCCCGUCCGGCAAACCCUGCGUUCGAACUCGACAUCGUCCAACAGCUCUCUGCACGCCUACGGCAUCCCAGUGCAAGACCCUACUACCAACCAUCCGGCUUGGCGAUGUGCCUAUCCAGGAUGCACCUCUCGGGCGACCUUCACUCGGGGAUGUGAUCUGCGUAAACAUUACAACAGACACUCGAAGCACCUCUUCUGCAGAGUCGAUGGAUGCCCGCAGUCUCAAGCCGCCGCUGCAUCGCGUUCGACGGACGGUACCCUGACUGGGGGCUUCAGCAGCAAGAAAGACCGUGCGAGGCACGAGGCGAAGCACAACCCCGGCAUCAGAUGCGAGUGGAAGGGUGUGCAUGGCGAAGAAUGCGGCCGCAUCUUUAGCCGGAUGGACAACAUGAAAGAUCAUGUCCGGAGGAUCCACAAGAAGCACGAGCAAAAGAGCUCUCGGUAG